CUCGUGGUCACGCAGAUGUGAAAGAUCGCGCGGAAUGCGUGCUGGCGCUCGAGCCCGAGUUGGAGCUCGUGAAAGGCGCACAGAGCGCGAGACCUUCUGCACGACUUUUAUCAUGGAUUUAAUAGCAAGUGUGAAAGGGAAAGAUACCCUUUAAAUUGAGUCAGCUGCAUUUCUGCAGACUAAAACAACAUACUUGACGAAUAAACUUUCAAUAUUUCCAAAGAAAAUGUCCAGCCAGAAGGUGUCGGAGCGAGAAGGGAGCGAUGAUUCGGACACGGACCUGCUGCUCGCGACGCUCUCACCGGAGGAGGUGCAGGAGCUCGAGCUCGAGCUCGUUUACAUCGACCCCGACCCGAGUGUACCGGUGGGACUCCGCCAGCGGAACCAGACGGACAAAGUACCGUCCAGAGGAUAUAACAGAGAGGCUAUGCUGGACUACUGUGAGCGGGAGACCAAGAAACUGAUCCGGAGAGAGCUGAGCGCAGAGGGAGGGGAUGGUAGAAGGAGAGAUCGACUCCGCCGGGUGAGGAGCAGAGAGUUUUCCAGAUCGCAGAGUGGCGAUCCUCCCGACACGGAGAGCAGAAAUUCUGAGAGCCAAAAAGAUAAGGAGAGAGCAAGAAAAAGUGAGGAUGACUCUAGGAAUCUAUCUGAUGAAGAAGAAGAAGUCAAUGAGAAGAAAAGGGAGGAGGAGGAGGAGAAGAGAGAAAGUGAGAGAACAGCUAAUAAGACAGAAAGUGGAAAAGAGCUUUCUAUGAGAGUAAGAGGAAGCAGCAAAACUCUAGACCUCAUAUCUAAACUGCAAGAGAAGAAAGAGGAUAAGAAAGAAAUAGGGAGGAAGGAGGUGAAAAAGGUGAGUGAAAACUCCAAAAUACGAGGGUUUGUCUCCAAACUGCAGGGGGGUAAAGACACUGAAGACCAAAAAUUAAAAGACAGUGAGGCAGACGUCAAGAAACAAUAUGAAAGCAGAAAUAAAACCAUAGAAGAACCAAAGAACAACAGAGCAGGAGGAAGAAUAAACCUUAAAGAUGCAGAAACAGAGGAGAAGAGAAGCAGAUUUAGAAAUAUGGAAGAAAGAAGUAGAAGAAAAGAGAAAGAAGAGGAGGAUGAGAAACUUCACUCCCAGAGAGAUACAACCAGAGCACCGAAAGAACGUGAAAAAGAAGUGAAACGAUCAGAAAACAUUGAAGUGAAAAUAUCUAACAUUUCCAGCUAUAGCUCAGUGAACUCUCAUUGCAUGGAUGACCCUUCUGUCACUACUGAGGAGGAUGAGUCUUUUAGCGAAGAUUUGGACAGUGACACUGGCUUCAGCAUGUUUGAUGAUCUUCUGGAGCAGGUUCGCAGCGAUGACCCUGAACUAACAGAGAUCAACGUCAAUAAUUCAGACGCCAUCAAGACAGACACCCUGAUCCAGUUAGCCGAAGGUCUUCGCAGCAACACUCACAUCAAAACCUUCUGCCUUGCAAACACGAGAGCGGAUGAUCAUGUCGCGUUCACCAUCUCUGCAACCCUACGAAAUAAUUCGACCCUGACCAGCAUCAACCUCGACUCGAAUCAUUUGACAGGCAAAGGUAUCCUGGCCAUUAUCAACUCUCUUCAGCACAACAGCACCCUUAUGGAGCUGAGGUUUCAUAACCAGAGACACAUUUGCGGAGGGAAGACUGAGAUGGAGAUGGCCAAAGUCUUACGUAACAACUCUUCACUGCUGAAGCUGGGAUAUCACUUUGAGCUGGCUGGGCCCAGGAUGGCCAUGACGAACAUCUUGAGCCGCAACAUGGACAGGAAGAGGCAGCAACGACUAGAAGCGCAAAAACUCGCCAGACAGGAGACCGACUCCACCCCGUGUGAAGAUAAGAGCUCACCUGAGAAGAGUAAGCCAAUAACAUCAGCAAUCAACACUCAAAAGAAAGACUCGAAAUUUGCUGCCCACAGAUUCACUUGUUCUCAGGAAACUCCUAAAGCUCCACCCACAAAGCUACUGUCUAGACACCUCCCAUCAGAGGUAACAGGAAAGAAAGAAGGGGAAACAGGAAUUCGACAAGCUCCUCCUCCACCACCCCCACCUGGCCCAGCAUUAGAUGUUCAGGCCCUGAGGAGGUCGCUGACCCCAGUCUCUCAGAGGAAACCAGACAGCAGUGCUGCUGUCCAAAAGACGGACAGGGGCUCCAGAGAUCAGCUGCUGGACUCGAUCAGAAACAGCGGCAUGAACGCUCUCAAAAAGGUUGAAAUCCCUAAGUGGUUGAGAUAGUAUCUGUCCAGUGUACGUGCUUCUACCUUCAGACUCCCCUGCAGUCCCCCAGUGACCCGUCAUCAUGGAGGAUUCCUCCUUAACCGGCUCAGACACUCCGAAAUACAGCCAGUUUGGAUUAUUUGAUAUCUAAACUGACAGCAAAGCAGUCAACAUUCAAGCUUUUAGGGGCAUCUGUUGGUGUUUAAGGACUCUCAGAGAAAGAUUUGUCAAAAAAAUUAGAUACAUUUAAAAUAUUUGUUCUCAACUUUUGGCAUGCUUACAAUAUUCUUAAAUACUAAGAUAUAAUAAAGUACUAAUCAUUACUCUGUCUAGAAUGCAAUAUGCUAAAAAAACGAAAUAUUGUCAAAAAAGCCCCAAGUAUGAUCUUCUUUCAUGCUACUGUAUGUGUUUGUUAAAUAGCAGAACCUUCUACAUGAGAUCUAUAAACUAUUCUGAUUAUGUAUGUGGUAUUGAGUUUAAUUUCAUGCUCAAUCUGUUUAUGGCCAUGGAUUUUUCAUCUGGACUUUUGGAGUUUUUAGUUUUAGCUUCUGUAUUAUAUUCACUACUGUUUAAAAAAAAUAAAAAAAAUAACUAUAAAAUAAUUAUUUUGUUCAUCAUGGAUUCAUUACAAACGCUAUUCAUCAAAAAGUUCAUCAAACAACCCUCCAUUUGUAUCAAUGACAGCUGUGCACACAAUAUACAUUCUAGUAUUGAGUGAAUAUUGUUAAUUUAUUUAAAACCAUAAAUCGAUGAUAGUGUACAGUACAAGGAGGAAAAAUAAAACAAUUAGAAAAAAGCACUCCCUUUCAAAUCUUGCAAACAUUACCACAUCCAUGGGCAGCAUUUACUGAUAUAUAUCUGAUAUAUAAGUUAGAUAUCACUUGAGAAGUUUUGCAUUAGCGAAUAUGACCUACCUGAGAUCUCUGUAUAUGUAAUCUUACCUGAUACGGAUUAAACAUUUUGUCUGCAUCGCAUUGGA
Messenger RNA from Carassius auratus (goldfish), 3206 nucleotides. Its product is annotated as leiomodin-1-like. Gene Ontology annotation, cellular component: striated muscle thin filament; cytoskeleton; myofibril. The transcript has 3 exons. NCBI's taxonomy places the organism in Eukaryota, Metazoa, Chordata, Actinopteri, Cypriniformes, Cyprinidae. Gene Ontology annotation, biological process: myofibril assembly; muscle contraction; actin filament organization. The record is from RefSeq and is a predicted model, not a curated record. Bases 227 to 2245 code for a protein of 672 amino acids. Gene Ontology annotation, molecular function: actin binding; tropomyosin binding.